CUUUACUUCAGCUCUGAGAUCACCCUCCGCUUCUCUUCAACCUUAACGAGAACCAUUUGUUUUUCCUACAACAAUGCCUUGAAUUUUGUCUCGCCUUUCCGUUUCUUAGGCCGUUCCUUUAAGCUACGCACCCCCGGCGCACGUUAUGGACACCCCCUCUUUUGUAUCUAAAGCCAGGACAGCCUUCAAUUCUGCUGCGGCAAAAGCGGAGCGCGUCUUCACUGACUUCAAAUCUGACCGAGAUUCGGAGAAAACAUCGCGCAGUUUACAAAAUGACGGCCAGUCAAAGGGUCACAAUGCGGCCAAGCAUUUGGAUACGUUACGGAAGCCUGCUUCUCUAGGGACAAAACAAGAUUGGCAAGAUAGGCUUCGGAACAUAAGAAUAGGAAGAAGAGGAGCUGAAGAACCUGAUAAAGUUGAUAGCACAACAAUGGCAGCUCCAUGUUAUGAUGAAAAUUUGUACUUACUUAACUUGAAAAAUGAUCUUGAAGCAAAGGGGUCAGAUCUGAAUUCCUUGUUAGAACAGUUAAAUUCCAUUGAUGUGAAUGGGAUUCCUCCAGCAUCCGUCUUGAAGCAAUUGGCUGUAGCUAUUGAGAGUGGAAAGAAGUUUAGAUCAAUAAAAGAUUUAUUGGCAUCAUCUGGGAGUUCUUCACCUAUUUUGGAAAGGGCAGGUUUGAGUCUCUCUGCAGUGAAGUUGUUUGUUCUGCGUGACAAAGAUGAUAAACUUGAAUCUGACUUUGACAACAAUGAGAAAGUGAUGUCGCUGAUUCGGUUACUAUUUGAUGCAGAGGGAAACUUUCUCAGAAGGAAAAUUCAUUCUGAUUCGGAGGCAUCUAUUACCUUGGCAACUUUGGCCAGAGAUAUUCAUGGCACUCCUGCUGAAAGCUUUGUUGUGAAGUUAUCUGAAGUUAUUGGAAGCUUUAAAACCCUACGAAGAAUGGCAUUAUUCUGGUGCAAAGUUGUUUCUGAACUAAGAAGACUUUGGUCUGAAGAGCAACAUAUUCCUGGCAUUCCCGAGGAUUGUAUACCAGAUUUAGACUCCUGCCUUUUGUAUCAACGAUUUCAGGUUAUCAAUUGUUGUCUUUCUAGGAAAAGGCGUCGCUUUAUUGCUACUGAAUCAUUAGAUUCUGUGAUGAGGCAAUUCAGUUCAAAUAUUGAGGGUUCAUCUAUUUCUAUGGGUACAUCUCCUGUAAGCUCGGCAUUAUAUGCUAGAAUAAGCAAUGGAGAACUUGUUCUACGACUAGGUGCUGAUCGUCCAACUAAUUUAACAAUGUUGGAAACUGGUGAACCUGUAUAUUUCCCUAUCGCUCAGGAAGGGCCUUUGCUUACAGAAGAUCUUAUCAAGGAAACAGAGGAGUUUGUGCUUCGAACAGGGAGUGUUGGUGCUGGAUGUUCUCAGCUCCUUUCCGACAUGCAGGCUUUCAAGGCUGCAAAUCCAGGCUGCAUUUUAGAAGAUUUUGUUAGAUGGCACUCUCCCCCUGAUUGGACUGCUAGCAAGCAGAUUAUUGGAGAUGAAUUUGAUGGAAGUGAUUGUUCGUCUGCGAAAGGUCAACUAAGUUGUCGAAUGAAAAAAGAAGGUAAUUUGUGGAUUGAACUUUGGGAAACAGCUAAGCCGGUCCCAGCUGUUAGACAAGCCCCCCUCUUUGAUGAGGAUUUAGCAGUGGAGGGUAUUCUUAAUGGCUUAGAGGACAUCCCACCUGCCGAGCUUUUUGAACAAUUUUUUGUUUCUUUACUGGGUUUGGGAUUUGUAAUUGCUGAGGCGAGACUUUCUGCUGACGAUAAUUUGUCCAAGCUUUUCCAUGAUUGCAAAGACUAUGUUGUUGCCACUUUUCAAGGAAGCGGCUGGAGUGAAAAGAUUGAUGAAAUUUGCCAGGUUUAUGAAACAGUGGAAACAAUGUUAACUCAUCCCGAAGAAGUCCUGAUGAAUCAGGCAGAAUUCGCCACCACAACUGCAGACGAACCGAAAAGCCGAUUCAAAAGACUCACUCUCCACUUUGUCAAGGAUAGACAACAGAGAAAACUUGCCAUAAAAGAUCUGAAAAACGCAGACGAGAAUUCGACUCAUCCGCAGCGUCAACCAUUUGCGAGUUUCUUUGAUGGCAAGUCUUCAUUAUUCUCAAAGAAGCAUCCUAAGCCAGAUAGUCCAUCCCCAUCUCUUGAAAAACCUCCUCCAGUUGAAUCUGAGUGGACCAUGGUUUAACCAUACCGGUAUUAUUUUUUAGUCUUUUGGGUAAGGUUUUGGCUGUAAAUGUAAAUCAUGGGAACUGUAAAUUAUCUUGAAAUGAACCAAAAUAGGAUGCUCGAAUGUACAACAUUGAAUUUUUUUCCUGUUGAAAUCCGAAGGAACGAAGAAAUGAAAUGGCAUAUUUAUCAUGAAA
Molecule: messenger RNA, 2378 nt
Organism: Mangifera indica (mango)
Lineage: Eukaryota; Viridiplantae; Streptophyta; Magnoliopsida; Sapindales; Anacardiaceae
Product: rab3 GTPase-activating protein catalytic subunit-like
Exons: 14
Coding region: 146-2200 (684 amino acids)
Biological process (GO): positive regulation of GTPase activity
Molecular function (GO): GTPase activator activity
Source: RefSeq, a predicted model, not a curated record